Molecule: messenger RNA, 1485 nt
Organism: Besnoitia besnoiti
Lineage: Eukaryota; Apicomplexa; Conoidasida; Eucoccidiorida; Sarcocystidae
Exons: 2
Coding region: 1-1485 (494 amino acids)
Source: RefSeq, a predicted model, not a curated record
AUGCGGAGGUCGAAGACUUCGCGACUCGGUAGAUCGCCGCUCUGCUCCGCGCGCAGCUCUAUGUCCGAGUCUUCUUCUUCCUCGUCGUCUUCCUCUUCUUGUUCCUCUUCUUCUUUUUCCUCUUCGUGUGCGUCUUUGCCUUCUUCUACGCUUCCCGGCUCCUCUUCGCCUCCUUCUAGGUCUCGCCUUUCUUGUUCACAAUGUCGCCGUCGCCCUGCAGCGGCGCGCGCAGAAUGUUUUCGCGCGGCGCCGCUUUUUCGCGGCCUCUUGCCUUCCGUCCGCCGCCUCGCGUCCUCUCCCCGGUGCUUCCUCAUCGGAGCGCUCGCCGCGAUGCUCCUAGUCGCGCUCGCUGCCGCGGGGACUCGACUGGCGCCGGAGUCUCGCGCGGCGCGGGCAGACGCUGAGGCGCCGAUUCGCCCCUCCGAAGAGCCCGACGUUCUCGCGCACGGAUGCAGCCCCUCGGAGGCCUCGUGCGCGCCUGAGGCGGCAGCCGCGGGAGGGUGGCGCAAAGAGGAGGGUGCAGGAAGCAGAGCAACCUGCGCUUCUGCGCGCGAGUCUUCUGCCUCUGCGCGCGAGUCUUCUGCCUCUGCGCGCGAGUCUUCUGCCUCUGCGCGCGAGUCUUCUGCCUCUGCGCGCAAGUCUUCUGCCUCUGCGCGCGAGUCUUCUGCCUCUGCGUGCGAGUCUUCUGCCUCUGCGUGCGAGUCUUCUGCCUCUGCGUGCGAGUCUUCUGCCUCUGCGCGAGAGUUGCCGCGCUCUCUCGGCGCCGAGAAAGGCGCCGGCGACGCGCGAGGGCGCGCGGGAGAUCGAGCAGAAGAGGCGGAGGCGUCGCUGGAGAGCGGACGCGUAGGCCGGCAGGGUUUCAUUUCGUCUGGCUCGCGGCACGCGGACUCCCCCGAGGCCGGAGACCCGGGCGAGGAGGAACCGGGCGAGGGAGAGGAGGAACCAGACGCUCUGCUCGCAGAACGCGUGGUGCUUUGCGACGAUCUGACGGAGGCGCGUGACGCCUGCGACGCGCAUCCCCGGUGUAUGUACAUCGCGGCUGCAGACGUGGAGGGCGAGGCUCAGAAAGGCGCGUGCAUUCUUGACUUGGAGGUUAUGAAGCAGCAGGUCAAAGACGACUGCAUGAUGCUCCCCAGAGGCACUCUCCUUGGGAUGGCGCGCGACCUUCAGAAGGCUGAGCUGCUGCGCAUGGGGCCGUCACUGGUCAGCUUUCUGCGGACGCGCGGCGACACCUCGCUCCUCUGCCGCGCAGUGACCCGCGCGUACUUCUCUGUUCCGUAUAUCCAGCUGCAUGCACUGCGGCGCGACAGCCAGGCGCGGCAGCAGGCCGCGGGAGAGGCGGAGGUGAAGGCAGGCGCGGCUUCGCCUGAUGCAGACGGCGGCGAAGGGGGCAGGGCGUCUUUGGAGGGGCUUCUGCGGACCCUGUCGGCGAGGCCGUGGAAGUCACUGGAGCCCUGGGAGAAGCUCGUCAGAGCUCUUCACUGA